Fundulus heteroclitus (mummichog) is the source of this 2107-nucleotide messenger RNA. RefSeq names its product piggyBac transposable element-derived protein 2. The coding region runs from base 132 to 1901 and encodes 589 amino acids. The transcript has 2 exons. Lineage: Eukaryota; Metazoa; Chordata; Actinopteri; Cyprinodontiformes; Fundulidae. The record is from RefSeq and is a predicted model, not a curated record.
CGUUCGUUCGUUCUUUGUGCAAUUCUAUUGGUCAUUGUGUGAAGCACAUCCGGUUUGUGAAAGCGGAAGUGUUAUCCCGGGAGACAACGCCGAUUUUAACUACAAAACUCCGCAAAUGAUCCUGUUUCGCAAUGGAUGUGACGGACGCGGCACCUUUCUAUGGAGUUCCACCCAUUGAAAGCGACGACAGCUGCCUCAGUGACUGCAACAGCGAUGAAGACAACGGAGCUAUACCGAGCGACGAUGACAGCAGCACCGAUGAAGACCACGACUGGAAAGACGGCGCUACCGCCCGCAGCACCGGUGGCGUUACUACUAGAAGGACCUCAGCCGCUGCGUCAAGGACGUGGGAGGAGGUCGCGUGGGACGCGGCGCCGCAGCAGAACUCUGCGAAACACUUCCCGGCGUGGCAAGGCGUUCUCUCCGAUGCAGACGAAUCCAGAGAACCCGUUCAGUACUUCCGGGACUUCUUCGACGCGGACCUUUUGGAAACCGUCGCCCAACAAAGCAACCUGUACUGCGCACAAGAAAACGCCAACAGCGCCCUGAAGUUGGACCAGGGUGAGCUGGAGCAGUUCAUCGGCACCGUGCUGUAUAUGAGCGUCGUGCACCUGCCGCGGCUCAGGAUGUACUGGUCCAGCGAGUGUCGGGUGCCGCAGGUGGCUGACGUGAUGUCCCGGGACCGCUUCGAAGAGAUCACCAAGUUCCUCCACUUCAACGACAACAACAACAUGGCGGCCAACGGCAAGGACAAGCUCUUCAAAAUCAGGCCGGUCGUCGAUUCGCUCCUCCGCAAGUUUCGGGCUCUCCCUCAGGACCGGAUGCUCCUGAUCGGCGAACAGAUUGUCCCCUUCAAAGGCAGGUCUACUCUGAAGCAGUAUCUCCCCAAGAGGCCACACAGGUGGGGAUAUAAAAUCUUCGUGCUGUGUGACGUGAAGGGCCUGGUGCAUUCGUUUGACGUAUUCACGGGCAAAACCGACCCCGAACCCGGAGACCCUGACAUCGGGGCAAAUGGGAACAUUGUCGUGAAGCUGGCGCAAGCCAUCCACCGGCCCGCCAAUCACCUGCUGUAUUUUGAUCACGGCUUUGCCUCCGUGGACCUGUUCGCCGCCCUCGCGGCUAAGGGGGUGCCAGCGCUCGGGACCGUGCAGCAGAGCCAACUGCAAGGGUGCCGUUUCAGCGCCGACGCCGACAUGAAGGAGAGGGGGAGAGGGACGUUUGAAGAGAAAAGGGUCGUCUUGGACGGCGCCGAGAUAAGAGCGGUCAAGUGGCUCGACAGCAGAGGCGUGAUCGUCGCCAGCAACUUCGCCGGAGCCCAUUCCGUCUCCAGAGUCAAGAGGUGGGACAAGAGGUUGAAGCACAACGUUUUUGUGACGUGCCCGAGCAUCGUCGGCCUGCACCACAAGUUCUUGGGCGGGGUCCACGCUCUCGACGCGCUGAUCGCGUCGCACCGCAUCCAGAUCAGGUCCAAGAAGUACUACCACAGGUUCUUCUUUCACUUCGUCGACAUGGUCGUCGUAAACAGCUGGCUGCUGUACCGGCGUGACUGCGAUUCGCUGGACGUGCCGAGGAAAGAGCAGAAGGACCUGCUCGCUUUUCGGACCUCGGUGGCGCAGGCGCUCUGCAUGCAGUUCAGCGAAAUCUCCAGCGUCAAGAGGGAGCCGCCCUCACCCGACGUCGACAGGGACUUCCAGAAGAAGAAGUACCGAGGUCCGACCAGGGCCCUACCGACGCUGGAAGUCCGCUCGGACGCCGUGGGUCACUGGCCGGCGGUCGUGAGCGAGCGGCAGCGCUGCAAGCUCUCUCAGUGCAAGGGCCAGAGCGUCUACAAGUGUUCGAAGUGCAACGUGCACCUGUGCCUCAACAAGAACAAGAACUGCUUUGGAGAGUUUCACAAGUAAACCGCUUUUCGCUUGGGAACAGACGGGUUCUGCAGGAAUAAGCUGGGUUUGAAAUGCUGUGACGGUGGAACAGCCGUGAUGGGUCGGGGUUCAGAAACAUAAGCUGUAAGAUGCCGGUGCAAAUUCUCAGCUUCAAGUAGGGCUGGACGAUAAAUAUAGAAAAAAGGCAUAUCGAUAAAAUAGAAAUCAUAUUGAUCGAUAUGAAU